GAGCGGUCCUGCAGCCGAGCAGAGAGACUCCGCCCCUUUCUGGGAUAAUCUCACUCCGGAAACCAACAGAUGAUUUCUGUGCUUUUUGAAGGAAGGAAGGGAAAAAAAACAACAACAAACCAGCUCCGUGAUCCAGAUAAUAAAAAAACCAGCUGGAAUUAAAUUGCUUCGUUUUUUGUUUUUUUUUCCUGGCCUUUUCGCCUGGAAUUGACCUGGCUCUCUGCACGUGCCCAGAAACGCUCUUUUCAUUGGAUUUCCAGACGGGUCUACUAGCAAAACUGGGCCAAAAUCAUUCCAGCUAAAAAACAAACAUUUUUUUUUUAAAAAAUUGCAAUAUGGAGAUUUCUCGUGGAGCGGCCGAAAGAAUUCAAAUGGGAUUUUUUUUCCUUUAGGAAAAGGCAACCCCUCCCCAAAAAAGACUUACUUUUCUUGAAUUGGGGAGGGGGGAGGGAGGGAAGUGGGAGUGAAUUUUGCCUGCAAAAAAUAUGCAUUUUAUAACGACUGGAAGCUGAUAAAUCCAGGGAUUGGAAUUGGCUUGGAUGUCGCCUGUGGGAAAGAAGCGGAAGUCAUCUCUCGUUUGUUUUCCUCCAUGUUCCUAGUCCUCAGUUUUUUAAAAACUAGAUAUAUAUAUAUAUAUAUAUUGUUUGGGCUGUUUUUUGGGACCACUUUCAUGAGUCUAAUUUUUGGGGGGUCAUGAUGCCCUCCCGCAGCGACUCCAGCUACUCUUUAACUGGCCGAACUUCUCACAGUUUUACGCAUCUGCGCGUCCGAAGGGCUUGGCUGCAAAUUAUCCUCCUCUUGGGGUUCAUCCAGAUGAUCUUGGGAGUCCUCAUCGUGACGCUGAGUUUGCUGGUCACCACUUCCAUCCCAUCUCAGCAUCCCAUUGGGAAUUCCUGUCCCAUCUGGGCCGGGUUUCCGCUGGCAUUCUCCGGUGUGGUUGGCAUCGUGUCAUGGAGACGCCCGUUCACCCCCGUGAUCACUUUCUUCACCCUGCUGUCCGUUUUAGGGGUGAUGCUCACCCUGGCCGGUUCUAUUUUAUCCUGCCAACACGCCCAGCAGGUGAAAUCCCUGGAAGUCUGUGAACGGAUAAGGCAGCGAGACGGAUCUUCGAUCCCAAAGGAGGUGGGAUGGCGACGGAGCCUGAAAGCCCAGACUAGUUUUCUGUAUAAGAAAUGCAUCUACUCGCCGUCCGAAUCGGGGAUUCCUGCCUGCGGCAAUAAAGCUGAAGUGGAUUCGAAUUGUUCCAGGGUUCUCCUGGUCCUGAAAGACUUGCUGUUCAGCAUCUGCGGCUUAACCAUCUUCUCCAUUGUUGUGUGCACCCUGUCCGCCAUCAUGUGUUGCAUCCAGAUUUUUUCGGUCGACAUUCUCCACGUGCUCUCUCCACCUCGGUCAAGUUCCGUCACUCUGGACUGUACAUCCCCUCCGGAUACUUACUUGCAACACAUGUUGGAUCUGGAUGAGUUUGUGCCCCCAGUUCCACCCCCUCCUUACUACCCCCCGGAAUAUACCUGCAGUUCAGAGACUGAUGCUCAGAGCAUUACCUACAACGGUUCCAUGGACAGCCCCGUUCCCCUAUACCCCACCGACUUCCCGCCAAGUUAUGAGGCUGUUAUGGGGCUCCGUGGGGACAGCCAGGUAACGCUGUUUGACUCUCAGUUUACGGAAACAUCGCAUGGGCCGUGUUCCUGCAACCAGGUGCCUUCCGUUGUGCUUAGCGGUGAAGCAAUUUCCGCGGACAGCAACUCGCUCAUCAUGUCGGAAAUCGUAGACAUUCCCGGGGACAGCAGCCCGUCCGAAGAUUCGUGCCUGCUGGAAGGGAGCGGAUCGGCCUGCUCGGUGGAUUACGUCCUCUUCCGCUCCAUCCAGCGCAGCCGAGCAGAUUACUGCCUGAGUGUCGAUUGUGGACACUGCGGGCUUCACCCGCAGGGCCCGUUCGAAGACAUCCCGCAGACACGUCUGCGGGGCGAGCGCUCCUUCUCCUGUUCCACGCCGGGCACGGUGUACGACGGCCUGCUGGAGGUCAGUAGUGCUCAGACCCACAGCUGCCACCGCCUGGAGGGUCUCGGCCACAGCAUGGGACCCUGUUUUCCUGAGGUUCGUGUGAAGCCCAAGUUGACGGUAUCGACCCGCAAAGAGCCCAGGCGACCGCGCCGCAGCAGCGAAACCUCCUGCCAGUCACCCGUGAUCCGUUGUCCGCUGCUGCGGUCCCACAGUGACCCUGGGAUGGCCGUGUCCAGGGAGUCUGAAACCGAUGACCACGAAGUAUUUUGCACGAAAGGGUCUGGAGACGACGCUUCUAAUUCCUCAGCGGAAACAGGGCCGUGUUCGGAGGCGUGGCCCUCGCACCCGUCGUUCUGUGACCCACUCUUUCUGGCUCAUGUGGCCGGCAAAUCCAAGCUGGAGCUGCCCGCGAAGGUGCCCCACCAUCUCUCAAAGACUAUCACGCGGUCUCUGGGGGACCUCAAGGCGUGCCGGGGGUCUCGCGGCCUGAUGGCCCGUUUCCUGCACCGAUCCAAACGGAACCUGACCUUGCCGGGCGCGGAAAUGAGUUCACGCGGGAACAAGCAGGUGUUAAGGCUGGGGAGUCCAUCCAAUGGCAUCCAUCUGCAGAGCUGUGGAGAUCUGAAUUCGACCUCCCCUUUACGGCGUCUACUGUCUGGUCGCCGGCUGGAUCAAAGACGUCCCUGCAGCCUGAGUGGACUUCUGCGAGAAAGCAAUCUCUGAAGACCGGCUCCGAUGCUUGUCCUCUGCGGAAGAGGAUUUGGAGCUAAAAACCGGCCACGAGAUGGACAUCUGGUGGACGUCCUUGCCGUACAAUGUCCAGGAAUGGCCUAACAGGUUGCCCGACACCGUUGCUUGGAAAUUAUUCCGCCUCGCUCAGGAUACAUGCGAAACCAAAGUGGGGAGUCUCGUGCUCCCGCACGGUGAUCUUCAAAAAUUAUUUCGAGGGGAGGAACCACAAAAUUUGAGGGGGGUCAGGAAGGAGGGCUCGCCUAGCUGCUGGCGCACCAAGAGGGCAGAACCGCUGACCCCUGCUACCUAACACAACAGUUGACUCUUAAUUUUAAGGGCUUCACCGACACUCGUUCUGGAGUCCCGGUUAUCUGCGCGCUGUGAUAAUCCGGCGAGCUGUUCUAAAACGAGAGAUCCCCUUGAACGUAUUUCUUACGUCUCAGCGGGAAAGACUGAUCCAAAGGCUUGGAUGCACCACUGAACCCAUAAUCCUUUCGUUCUAUCCCGGAUUCACUGCCUCUGAGAUGCUGUUCCUGUUAUCCACGAUACGUCUGCAGUGUCGCGCUGUUCGGUUCCUUGUACAUUCGUUUCUCGCAUUUGUCCCUCUUUUGUGGAUACCUCACUUUAGUGCUGUGCCUUUUUGGGGUGCUUCCCUCGGAGAGGCCAUCAUGGACUGGGAGGGGACCCAGUUGAAUUUGGGGGGGCGAGAGAGGAGACGCCACAAAAGCAGGCCCAAAAUAGUUCGGGUCACGGUUUGAGGGCACCCGCUUUCCCAGAAUAGACUUCCCCUCCCCUUGGAGGGUCCUCAGAGUAAGAAAUUAUGUCAAUUCCAGGGCCUCAACCAAUCCCUUGGACGAGAAGAGGGGUUACUGGUACAGAUAGUCCUCGACUUACGACCACACUGAAGCCCAACAUUUCUGUUGCUAAGCCAGACAGUUACUAAGUGUGUUUUGCCUCAUUUUACGACCUUUCUUGCCACAGUUGUUAAGGGAAUCACUGCAGCUGUUAAGUUAGGAACACGGUUGAAUCUGGCUUCCCCAUUGACUUUGAUGUCGCAAAAUGGAGAUCGCGUGACCCUGGGACACUGCAACUAUCAUAAGUACGAGUCAGUCGCCAAGGGUCUGAUUUUUGAUCACGGGGAUGCUGCAAUGGUCGUUAAGUGUGAAAAUGGUCCCGAGUGACUUUUUUUCAGUGCCGUUGUAUCUUCAGUCUCUAAACAAACUGUUGUAAGUCGAGGACUACCUGUAGUAAGAAAUUUACAACAAUUCUGGGGCCCAGAAGCUUCCUCGGACGAGAAAGGGGGUCAGCGGUAGCUCUGUUCUCUUCCCGCUAUUGCAAAAUUCACAUAUUUUGCUUUCCGGCUGGAGAUUUUGCAAACGGAGGCGAGACCUCAAAAUUUUUAGAUUUCCCCAAAGAUUUUUUCCCUCCAGUUUGGCAUGUCCUCUUGACUCCAAACUCAGUUGGGGUUCCCAGUUUUUGGAAGGCGCAUGUGGUAAGAUCUCGCCGUCACCUUUCCCGACUUUCUCAAUCUCGGGUGCGGGGGAGUUGGGUGAGGGUGGUGAUUGAGGAUUGCCAACUCUCCCCCACCCCUCCGGUGCCUCUGCUCUUUAACCAAGCCUGCAUGUACAACCCAGGGGAGGCACCCACCUAUGAAAUCUCUCCGCCGUUUGGAAAGACAAGAGGAUUCUCCGCAGAGGGGAACAGUUGGCAGCCUUCCUUGGCUGCGCCGGUUUUUGAGAUGCACAAAUGUCUCGCCUGAGAAAAGACAAAUAAAGCCAUAUCUUAAA
Molecule: messenger RNA, 4520 nt
Organism: Pantherophis guttatus
Lineage: Eukaryota; Metazoa; Chordata; Lepidosauria; Squamata; Colubridae
Gene: ENTREP3
Product: endosomal transmembrane epsin interactor 3
Cellular component (GO): membrane
Source: RefSeq, a predicted model, not a curated record